Molecule: messenger RNA, 1359 nt
Organism: Coregonus clupeaformis (lake whitefish)
Lineage: Eukaryota; Metazoa; Chordata; Actinopteri; Salmoniformes; Salmonidae
Product: E3 ubiquitin-protein ligase TRIM21-like
Exons: 6
Coding region: 1-1359 (452 amino acids)
Molecular function (GO): zinc ion binding; protein binding
Source: RefSeq, a predicted model, not a curated record
AUGGCCCAGCAGGGACCUACAGCAGCUCUGGAGGACGAGCUCAGCUGUCCCAUCUGCUUUGAAUUCUUCCAGGACCCCGUGAGUCUGAAGUGCCAACACAGCUUCUGCCGCAGCUGCCUGGAAACACCAACAUGGAUACAACAAAAGCAGUGCGAAUGCCCUGUCUGCAGGCGAAGGCAUUCCAUGGACGAUUUACAGCCCUCCAUGUCCAACAUGAAUCUGAGGAACAUAGUGGAGGCCUACCUGCAGAGAGAGGAGAAGGAGGGGAGUGAGGGGAGAGCAGUGGGUCUUGUGGUGUGUGCCACACAUAACAAGAAGCUCAGGUUUUUUUGUGAGGAGUGUGAGAAACUUGUUUGUGCUGUGUGUGUGGAGACCGAGCUGCAUGCCAAGCAUAAAUACCUGUCAGUGAAGGAGGAAGCGCAAUGGCGUAAGAGGGAACUCACUUCAUUGCUCUACAACCUUCCUGAGAAACUGGAACUGGACAUAAAACAAGCAAGAGCCUCAAGAGAGCAUGCAGCACAAUACAUCAAGACCCAGGCCCAGACCACAGCAGGACAUAUCAAGAGUGAUGUUAACCUCACUAGCGACAUUAACUCCCUCUCUGAGAGAAUCUCAGACAUACAGAACAGGAUGAAAACAGAUGAUGUCUCAUUCCUGCAGAUAUACAAGGACUUGAAAGACAGUACACUGCAGGAUCCAGAGCCUUUAUCAGGGACACUGAUAGACGUGGCCCAACACCUGGGGAACCCGAGGUUCAAGGUCUGGGAGAAAAUGCAGAAAAUGGUGCAAUACACCCAUGUGACUCUGGAUGUGAAUUCAGCCCACGCUGAUCUACUGAUCUCUGGGGUCCUCCUGGAGGUGAGUGACAGAUGGGUGUCCCAGCCUGUGCCUGAUAACGCUGAGCGAUUUGAAAGCUCAGUGAGCGUGCUAGGCUCUGUGGGUUUCUGCUCAGGCAUUCACAGCUGGGAGGUGGAGGUGGGGCCUAAGAAGGCCUGGACUCUGGGUGUGGCUAAAGAUAAUGUAGCCCGGAAGGGCAAUGUGAUGGUCAGCACAGAGGUCGGGAUCUGGGCGAUGGGGUUGUGGAACGGGGAGCAGUAUAGUGCUGGAACUGCCCCCCUGGGUACCCCUUUGGUUCUGAAGAGGAAGCCUAAGAGGAUCAUGGUCAAGCUGGACUAUGAGAAAGGAGAGCUCUCUUUCCAUGACUCCAGUGACAUGUCACUCAUCUAUAUGUUCGAACACAGGUUCACAGAGAGACUGUUCCCCUACUUCUUUCCCUGUCUGAACUCUGAUGGCACUAACCCUGGAGUGCUGAGGAUCUGCCCUGAGAAGGUGUCUGUGACUGUGACACCUGUUCACUAA